Messenger RNA from Orycteropus afer afer, 204 nucleotides. Lineage: Eukaryota; Metazoa; Chordata; Mammalia; Tubulidentata; Orycteropodidae. The record is from RefSeq and is a predicted model, not a curated record.
AUGGCCAAAGCCCUUCUCAGCCACUUCAACCCACUAAAGUUCAUGCUGGCCAGCCUGGGAGUCCCUGUGGAGCACCUCAUAGAAGGGUCCAAGAAGUGUUUGGCUGAGCUAGGCCCCAAGGCUAUGGGUGCCAUAAAGGCUUUGCUGGGUGUGGACUGUGUCCUGGAGGAUGGCUCAUUUACCCAGAGUAUUAUCUUCAUAUAA